GUGAACUCUCUCUUCUCUUCACCCUUCGCACAAAUUUGCAUUCUUUCUCUUCUUCUGCCUCAGCGUGCAAAACAAUAGCUUCUUCCAUCUCUCGUUUUUCUGAGUUUCUCACUAACAUACUUCGCUGCUAAACUUCAUUGCGUCUCAGAUUGUUCAUUCUUGAUUUGGCUUUUUUGGUUGAUCUGUGUUGCAAUCUGCGGUUGGAAUUGUUGCUGGUGUUGGAUGUCUUUGUGAAUUUCAUUCGAGAUGAAGAGGUCCAAAGAUGAUGUUUACAUGAGUUCACAACUCAAACGCCCCAUGCUGUCUUCUAGAGGAGAACCCUCGGGGCAACCCCAGGUGAUGAGUGGUGGUCAGAAGUUAACGACAAAUGAUGCCUUGUCAUAUCUAAAGGCAGUAAGAGAAAUGUUUCAGGAUGAUAAAGAGAAGUACGAUGAGUUUUUGGAAGUCAUGAAGGAUUUCAAGGCCCAAAGAAUUGAUACAGCUGGUGUCAUAGAAAGAGUGAAGGAGCUUUUUAAAGGACAUAAGGAUUUAAUUUUGGGAUUUAACACCUUCUUGCCAAAGGGAUAUGCAAUCACACUUCCAUUGGAAGAUGAACAACCUCCGCAGAAGAAGCCUGUUGAAUUUGAAGAAGCUAUAAAUUUUGUGGGCAAGAUUAAGACUCGUUUUCAAGGCAAUGACCGUGUUUACAAGACUUUUUUAGACAUACUAAAUAUGUACAGAAAGGAAACCAAGUCUAUCACAGUGGUUUACCAAGAGGUUUCCGCCCUCUUCCAAGACCAUGCAGAUCUUCUUGAGGAGUUUACUCAUUUCCUUCCUGAUACCUCUGGAGCAGCCUCUGCUCAUUUUGCUUCUGCCCGGAAUUCUCUUCGUGAUAGGAGCUCUGCAAUGGCAACAGCAAGGCAAAUGCAUGUUGACAAGAGAGAAAAGACAACAGCUUUGCAUGCUGAUCGUGAUCUCAGUGUUGAUCAUCCUGAUCCAGAACUGGACCGAGGUGUGAUGAGGGCUGAUAAGGAGCAGAGAAGACGCGAGAGAGAAAAGGACCGUAGAGAAGAGAGAGAUAGGAGAGAACGGGAUAGGGAUGAUAGAGAUUAUGAUAAUGACGGUAAUCGCGAGCGCUUAUCCCACAAGCGAAAAUCUGGUCAUAGAGCUAUAGACCCUAGUACUGAACUAUUGCAUGAUGCAGAUGAAAAGCUUGAGAUGCGCCCUAACUCGUCCGCUUGUGAGGAUAAAAGUUCUUUGAAAAGUAUGUGUAGUCCAGUGCUUGCUUUCCUUGAAAAAGUCAAGGAGAAGUUAAGAGGUCCUGAGGAUUACCAGGAAUUUUUGAAGUGCCUACAUAUCUACAGCAGGGAAAUAAUUACCCGACAAGAACUACUGGCAUUGGUAGGUGAUUUACUGGGAAAAUAUGCUGAUAUUAUGGAGGGAUUUGAUGAGUUUGUGACACAAUGUGAACAAAAUGAAGGAUUCCUUGCUGGUGUCAUGAAUAAAAAAUCCUUGUGGAAUGAAGGACAUGGACAGAAACCAAUGAAGGUAGAGGACAAGGACAGAGAUCGUGACAGGGAUGAUGGGGUGAAAGAAAGGGAUCGUGAACUUCGAGAAAGAGACAGAUCCACUGGAAUUGCCAACAAGGAUGUUUCUAUUCCUAAGGUGUCUUUAAGCAAGGACAAGUAUGUAGGAAAACCUAUAAAUGAAUUGGACCUUUCUAACUGUGAACAAUGCACUCCUAGUUACCGUCUUCUACCAAAAAAUUACCCAAUACCGAUAGCUAGCCAGAAAACUGAACUAGGUGAAGAAGUAUUGAAUGAUCACUGGGUUUCUGUUACGUCUGGAAGUGAGGAUUAUUCCUUUAAACACAUGCGCAAAAAUCAGUAUGAAGAGAGUUUGUUUAGAUGUGAAGACGACAGGUUUGAACUUGAUAUGUUGCUUGAGUCUGUUAAUGUGACAAAUAAGAGAGUUGAAGAGAUCUUAGAGAAAGUUAAUGCUAACAUAAUUCCAGGAGACAUCCCAAUUCGUAUUGAGGAGCACUUAACAGCCCUAAAUCUUAGGUGCAUCGAACGAUUAUAUGGUGACCAUGGGCUUGAUGUGAUGGAUGUAUUGAAAAAGAAUGCAUCUCUUGCUUUACCAGUGAUAUUAACCCGCUUGAAGCAGAAACAGGAGGAGUGGGCAAGAUGCCGCGCAGAUUUCAAUAAAGUUUGGGCUGAAAUAUAUUCGAAAAAUUAUCACAAAUCACUUGAUCACCGAAGCUUUUACUUUAAGCAGCAGGAUGCAAAAAGCUUGAGCACUAAAGCCUUAUUGGGAGAGAUCAAAGAAAUUAGCGAGAAGAAACGAAAAGAAGAUGAUGUUCUUCUUGCCAUUGCUGCUGGAAAUAGACGGCCUAUUCUUCCUAACUUGGAAUUUGAGUAUGCUGAUCCAGAGAUUCACGAAGAUUUGUAUCAACUUAUAAAAUAUUCAUGUGGAGAAGUUUGUACAACGGAACAAUUGGAUAAAGUCAUGAAGAUUUGGACAACAUUUUUAGAACCUAUACUUGGUGUGCCUUCUCGACUGCGCGUUCCUGAAGACACAGAAGAUGCUGUCAAGGCUAAGAAUGAUUCUGCCAAAACUGGCACAACAAGUAUUGGCAAGUGUCAUAGUAGUCCUGGUGUUGGUCCUACCAUGAUGAAUCCUAAGAAUUUAACCACUAGUAGAAAUGGGGAUGCUAGUGUUCCAUUUGAACAAUUAAAUUCCUGCAAAGAAUGGCAAGCAAAUGGAGUUGGUGGGGUUAAAGAGGAUGAUUGUCUCGAAUCAUACCGUUCUGGCCCUAAGACUGAAACUUUGGGAAGUAGUACACUGCAGGGUAAAAUUCAUAUUGGUGCAUCCAUUCCUGAUGAAGUAUCAAGAGUCAAUAAGCUAGAUCAUUCCAUUGAACAGUUGGUGAAUGCUAAUGUCUCACUGUCCUCAGGAAUGGAGCAAAGUAAUGGAAGAACAAACAUAAAUAAUGCAACAGGACUUGCUGCAACUCCGUCUAGACCUGGUUAUGUUUCUAGUGAGGGAGGGCAUGAUUUACCUUCAUCAGAGGGUGCUGAUUCUACAAGACUAGAUAUGUCCACAAACGGGGCCAUCACCAAAGACACCAAAGUUCACAGAUCUCACAAAGAAUCAGUUGGACACUUCAAAAGUGAAAGAGAAGAGGGUGAGUUAUCUCCUAAUGGAGACUAUGAAGAGGAUAACUUUGCAGUUUAUGCAAAUGCUGGUCUGGAGGCAGUGCAUAAAGGAAAAGAUUGUAAUACCAGUCAACAAUACCAAAAUAGACACGGGGAACAAAAUUGUGGUGAAGCUGGAGGUGAAAAUGAAAAUGAGAGUGAUGGAAGUCCUCAUAGAUCAUCGGAUGACAGUGAAAAUGCGUCUGAGAAUGGUGAGGUUUCUGGUACCGAGUCUGCUGAUGGUGAGGAAUGUUCUCGAGAAGAACAUGAAGAGAAUGGGGAUCAUGAACAUGAUAAUAAGGCUGAGAGUGAAGGUGAAGCUGAAGGAAUGGCAGAUGCCAAUGAUGUUGAAGGAGAUGGAGCCUCGUUGCCAUAUUCAGAACGCUUUCUUCUCACAGUAAAGCCUCUGGUAAAACAUGUUCGCCCGGUGUUGCACGGGAAAGGAAAGAAUGUCCAAAUUUUUUAUGGAAAUGAUUCCUUUUAUGUGCUGUUUAGACUUCAUCAGACAUUGUAUGAGAGGAUACAAUCAGCAAAGAUAAACUCAUCCUCUGCUGAAAGGAAAUGGAGAGGUUCAAAUGAUACAGGUUCUACUGAUCAAUAUGGCAGGUUCAUGAGUUCUCUUUACAGUUUGCUGGAUGGUUCUUCUGAUAAUUCAAAAUUUGAAGAUGACUGUCGCGCUAUUAUUGGAACUCAGUCAUAUGUCUUGUUCACGUUAGACAAGCUAAUAUAUAAACUUGUUAAACAGCUUCAAGCUGUUGCCAGUGCUACCGAUGAGAUGGAUAACAAACUUCUUCAACUAUAUGCAUAUGAGCAAUCAAGAAAACCUGGAAGCUUUGUGGAUAUAGUUUAUCAUGAAAAUGCUCGUGUUCUUCUUCAUGAUGAGAACAUAUAUCGUAUUGAAUGUUCGUCUACACCGCCCCGAUUGUCUAUUCAGUUGAUGGAUUACGGACACGAUAAGCCUGAAGUGACUGCUGUGUCAAUAGAUCCUAAUUUUUCAGCCUAUCUGCACAACGACUUCCUAUCUGUUGUCCCCGACAGCAAGGAAAAAUCAGGAAUUUUCUUGAAAAGGAAUAAGCUAAAAUGUGCCUGGAGUGAUGAAUUUCCAAGCCAGAUUAUGGAUGGAGUACAAGUUACCAAUGGUCUGGAGUGUAAGAUUGCUUGCAAUUCAUCCAAGGUUUCAUACGUUUUAGAUACUGAAGACUCUCUAUUUCGAACAAAACGGAGAAGGAGAAUUCCGCAUCCAAACAAUUCUUAUCGUGAACAAACGUCUUCAAACAUUUGUUCAAGCAGAGCACAGCGGUUCUGCAAAUUAUUUUCCAUCAAAUGAUGGUAUCCAAUUUGAGACACAUAUUUAAUUUCAGUCAUGCAUCCAUGGCACCAACACAAGAUGGUGACGAAACUGUAUCCAAGAAAUGGAGAAUAUGAUGUUUUUUGAAAUAUAUAUAACUUUCUUGCAUUCUUCACUUCAUUCUCGGCAACCGAAAAAGGCAUUCGGGGAGGAAGAUGAUGAGGCUCAGGAGAUUGUGUACUAUACUGUGACAACAUGGUGAGUGAUGAGUUACAAUCAUGUAAAUAGAGGUAAUCUGUACACUAGGGGACAUUUUCUUUCCAUUCAUCAACAUUUUUGCUAUCUUAAUAAGUUUCAUUUUUUUUCUUUAGUUGGCUACAAAUUUAUUGGAUUAUUAUUACUAUUAUUA
Molecule: messenger RNA, 4873 nt
Organism: Vicia villosa (hairy vetch)
Lineage: Eukaryota; Viridiplantae; Streptophyta; Magnoliopsida; Fabales; Fabaceae
Product: paired amphipathic helix protein Sin3-like 3
Exons: 25
Coding region: 247-4503 (1418 amino acids)
Biological process (GO): negative regulation of transcription by RNA polymerase II
Cellular component (GO): chromatin; histone deacetylase complex
Molecular function (GO): transcription corepressor activity
Source: RefSeq, a predicted model, not a curated record